Penicillium alfredii is the source of this 423-nucleotide messenger RNA. Its product is annotated as phosphatase YCH1. Bases 1 to 423 code for a protein of 140 amino acids. The transcript has 2 exons. The record is from RefSeq and is a predicted model, not a curated record. NCBI's taxonomy places the organism in Eukaryota, Fungi, Ascomycota, Eurotiomycetes, Eurotiales, Aspergillaceae. Gene Ontology annotation, molecular function: protein tyrosine phosphatase activity. Gene Ontology annotation, cellular component: cytoplasm; nucleus.
AUGUCCUCGAUCACCAUUGCCACCCUCCCUCGCAUGACCCGCGAUACUCUCUCGGAGCUGCUGCUUUCUAGCACGUCUAGCAAGUUGGCAGUCAUUGAUGUGCGGGACAAUGACCACGUCGGCGGCCACAUACGCUCUUCUACCUGGGUCCCCACCUCAACUCUCGACUUCCGCAUGCCUGAGCUCGUGCGCACGCUCCAAGAUAAGGAGAAGGUGGUUUUUCACUGUGCACUCAGCCAGCAGCGUGGGCCCUCUGCAGCUCUGCGCUAUGCCCGUGAGUGCGAACGCGUCUAUGGCCCGGGCGAGAGCCUCAAGCAGAAGGUGUAUGUUUUGGACGGUGGGUUUGUGAAAUGGCAGGAGAAAUAUGGGAAGGAUAAUCGCCUGACUGAGGCUUAUGCUGAGGAUAUCUGGCGUGAGGAUUAA